AUGAGGUUGAUUCUGGUUAAACCCACCAACGCCACGCGACGUCUUGACUCAACAGGUGAAGUCUUCCACGACGGUGACCAUGAGCAUUGCACCGCAGGAGGUCCGUCCCCUCCAACAAAGACCCCUGAGGGGAAGCAUGAUCGAUACUCUGGAACCUCAGUUGAAGCAUCUCCAUCCCAACAGGAGACGAGUCUGUGCUGUGUUUCAUCUUCACCCCACAAAAGAUCUAAUGGAAUCAGUCCUCCGAGAGUUUCAGUCCAGAUGUCGCCGCUGAAAACCCAAAACCUAACCUUAUCACAGCUGAGCGAUCAGGACUGGCUGCUGCUUUGUGGCCAGGUUAGCAGCGUAGGAGAUGAUUCACCCUCAGCAGAAAGAGCAGGGACCAGUGUGGGACAUCCAAACCAUAAUGACAGAUGUGGUUGUACCUGUCCUGAUGCACACCAGCAUUCAGAAGCUUCUACUUUUCAACCAAAAUCAACACACAGUACAGUCCAAGACUGCCUCUCCAGAGUUACAAACAAGAGGAGCCUUUUGUCUUCACCAUACACCCAGUCUUUCUCUCAAAGCACCCAAGGUUCAACCUCCUGCCAGGUUUUGCCACAGCAAGCAAACCAAAGGGAUCCCUUGAAACCUGCAACAAACCAUCUACAAGAUAAUUUCAUGCCUCAGUGCAGUGACCAGGAAGGUUGCAAGGAGCUUUUGCAGCAGCACCCUUGCAGUCAUUUUAAACUCAAAGACAGCAGCCAACCAACUCGUCCAAAUUUGUUCAACAUCCCUCUAAACUCUGUGGAGUGUGCUGAGACAAAUCAGAAAGUUCACCAAUGGCCUCAGCCUGCUGUCAGUGCAGACCUCAACUGGAGAGAGCUUUUCGGUAAAGAACCACUGUUAGUUCAGCAACGUCAAAAGCAAGACUCUCACAGCUCGAUAUCUGGUGAACAAACCUGCAAGUCUUCUGGGGAUGCCUCGAUUGCCCUCAAGUGCCGUCAUCUCCUGUACAACCCUCUGACCAGUACUCCGCGGGUGAAGAGGUCAUCGACACCAGCCAGUAAUAAAAGUGUCCAAUCCUUCUCCAUCAGCCAGUAUAGUUCACUUGAGAACCAGGAUUUAGUUGAGGAGAGAACUAGACAGCGACAAAGUCAGACAGACUCUCAGCAGCUCAGUGGAUCAAAACUCUCCUUCCCUAAACAUACCCCCCCGCCAUCUGACAACUUAGAAACUAGUGACACAGUUAACGGAGAUGCAGUGCGGCCGCUGAGCAGCCGUGGCACUGUAACAUCCAGUCUUGCAGAUCUUCACUCAGGCCAACAGCCUCUUCAGCUUCUUCACAGUGCCAUCCUCGAGGACGCCUUCUCCAAAGUCAUCAGAGAGGACUCCAGUAAGGCCAACAGUGACAACCUGACCAGGGAGGAAGGCGGGGUACCACAGAAGAAAACUAAGGACAUUAGCUACCGGCUGGGUCAAAGAAGAGCUCUCUUUGGGAAGCGCAAACAAUUGAGUGACUACGCUUUGGUGUGCGGGAUGUUCGGCAUUAUUGUCAUGGUGAUCGAGACAGAGCUUUCGAGGGGAUAUUACAACAAGGAAUCCAUAUAUUCAUAUGUACUGAAAGGCCUGAUCAGCCUUUCUACCGCUAUACUUCUCGGACUCAUAGUGAUGUACCAUGCAAGGGAAAUCCAGCUUUUCAUGGUUGAUAAUGGAGCAGAUGAUUGGAGGAUAGCUAUGACCCUUGAGCGGAUUCUCUUUGUUGUGUUUGAGCUACUGGUCUGUGCCAUCCAUCCAAUCCCGGGCCAGUACGUGUUCACCUGGACGGCUCGACUGGCCUUCAGCUACACAGCAUCAGUAGAGGACGCUGAUGUUGACAUCAUCCUCUCUGUGCCCAUGUUCCUGCGCCUCUACCUCAUUGGUCGGGUCAUGCUGCUUCACAGCAAGCUGUUCACAGACGCUUCCUCCCGCAGCAUUGGGGCGCUCAACAAGAUCAACUUUGACACUCGUUUUGUGAUGAAGACUCUGAUGACUAUUUGCCCCGGCACAGUCCUGCUGGUCUUCAGUGUGUCCUGUUGGAUCAUUGCAGCAUGGACCGUGCGUGUAUGUGAGAGGUAUCACGAUGCACAGGAAGUGACUAGUACCUUCCUUGGAGCAAUGUGGCUAAUCUCCAUCACCUUCCUGUCAAUCGGCUACGGAGACAUGGUCCCUCACACCUACUGUGGAAAAGGAGUUUGCCUGUUAACAGGGAUUAUGGGAGCGGGCUGUACAGCUUUAGUUGUUGCUGUUGUUGCAAGGAAGUCAGAACUCACCAGAGCUGAGAAGCACGUCCAUAAUUUCAUGAUGGAUACCCAACUCUACAAAAAGAUAAAAAACACGGCUGCUAACGUGUUGAGGGAGACGUGGCUCAUCUACAAAAACACCAAGCUGGUCAAGAAAAUUGACCAUGCCAGAGUACGUCACCAUCAGCGUAAAUUCCUGCAAGCCAUCCACCAACUGCGAAGAGUCAAAAUGGAGCAAAGGAAACUAACUGACCAGGCCAAUACAGUUGCUGACCUUGCCAAGACUCAGAACAUGAUGUAUGAUCUAGUGUCAGAGCUGCAGCAUCGGAGCGAAGAGCUGGACAGGAGGAUUGUUGCUCUGGAAGAGAAACUGGACUCCCUCCUUCUCAGUGUGCAGUCACUGCCCGUUGUGCUUUCUCAUGCAAUAACAAAGCUACAGAAGGAUUUCCUGGACGACUUGGCUUGUCGUGUCCACUUCCUGUCAUCCUCCCUGAGCUCUGAGUGCUGUCCGGUCCCUGCCAGGCAGCUCUGUCCAGGAUCCACCAUGCCAGAGACACCUUACAGCUGA
This is a messenger RNA of Seriola dumerili (greater amberjack), 2829 nucleotides long. It is a transcript of the gene kcnn1b, whose product is annotated as potassium calcium-activated channel subfamily N member 1. The record is from RefSeq and is a predicted model, not a curated record. NCBI's taxonomy places the organism in Eukaryota, Metazoa, Chordata, Actinopteri, Carangiformes, Carangidae. Gene Ontology annotation, cellular component: neuron projection; plasma membrane; neuronal cell body. The coding region runs from base 1 to 2829 and encodes 942 amino acids. Gene Ontology annotation, molecular function: calmodulin binding; small conductance calcium-activated potassium channel activity. Gene Ontology annotation, biological process: potassium ion transmembrane transport. The transcript has 9 exons.